Messenger RNA from Trichoplusia ni (cabbage looper), 807 nucleotides. Its product is annotated as calcium/calmodulin-dependent protein kinase cmkA-like. The record is from RefSeq and is a predicted model, not a curated record. NCBI's taxonomy places the organism in Eukaryota, Metazoa, Arthropoda, Insecta, Lepidoptera, Noctuidae. Gene Ontology annotation, molecular function: ATP binding; myosin light chain kinase activity. The transcript has 4 exons. The coding region runs from base 1 to 807 and encodes 268 amino acids. Gene Ontology annotation, biological process: protein phosphorylation.
AUGAGCAAAGAUCAGGCACAUAAUGAAUUCUUAGCGUUCAAGAGCGUUAACCAUCCCGGAAUAGUGACCGUCAUCGAUAUUUUUUCGUCCAAGGAUAUGGUCAUCUUGAUUGAAGAAUAUCUAUCCGGUGGGAACUUGUUAUCACGGAUUAAUCAAACAGAACAUUUGGGUGAAGUGGAAAUCAUGGAUUACAUACAUCAGAUCCUUGUUGCGCUGAAGUAUAUGCACUCCAUAAGCAUGGUUCAUGAGGAUAUUAAACCUGAAAAUGUUGUUUUCGCGACCAGAAACAGUAACGUUUUAAAACUUGUCGAUUUAGGUCUCGCCAAAUAUAAUUUAUAUAGACUUGACAUGGCCUGGGGAUACAAGAUCCCAAGAGAGGUCAUCAAACCAGCGUGCGAUAUGUGGCGAGUGGGAGUUAUGACCUAUCGGCUUUUAUUGGCGCUUACGUUACCGAUGACCGCUCCUUCUAGAUACCCCAGCAGAGUAAUGUUGCGUGAAGAUUCAUUCGAUCACGACAUUCAGAAGCUAUUCAAAUUUUCGGCAGCUGCGAAGGAUUUUAUGUUUAACCUGAUUAGGGUCGACCCUUCGCUGCGGUUCACAGCCGAGCAGGCGCUUGCGCACCCGUGGUUCAGGGGCUACACCCCUCCAUUAUGUCAUCGAUUCACAUUCUCCUCGUACCACGAGGUAGUGCGCAGUCGGCUGGAGUAUUUGCUCGAUGUGCAUAUAGCACUGUCCGAGUUGCAAAUGUUCCUGGUCAUAGCUGAGGCCAGUCGGCAACGAGAGGCUACUUUACAAUAUUGUAAUUGA